AUGGGCUCUUGUGCAUCAACGGGUGUUUCACAAGCUGCAAGUCCGGCAAAAAGUCAGCUAUCUAGUGGUGCUCAACAAAAUCUCUUCAAUACACAAGAAAUGAAUCAAAUAAGCGUAAGAAAUGCAGGUGAAGAAGCUGGAGGCAUGAAUGGAAAAGGUAGAGACCAAGAAACAGUGGACAAGAAUGGUAAUAACACCAGAAAGGACUAUCUGCUACCUGGUAUAGACUUGUUAGAAUGUGGAAUUGGACAAAAGGAUAUACCACUAAGAACUGUGGAAAAUAUGGCUACAGACGAAGAAAUCGAUAUGGAAUGUGUAGUGUCAGGUGUAUCUCAAUUUUUCUACAAGAAUUUGACGACCUGCACUUUGGGUCAGUAUGCGCAAAUACCAAAUGAUACAGAUAUGCUAAGAUCAGUAAAUACACCUGAAUCCUUAAGAGCAUGUUACGUCAGAAUGCGUCAUAUCUAUCGAAUGAUCGAAGUUGAUCGUAUAGGUAAGGCGACACUGUUAAAGAAUAUACAGUAUUGUAUAAACGUUAUGGAAAAUGCGUAUAUAGCUGAAAAACGACGUAUUCGUGAGGAAGAAGAAGAUCUUUCUGAAGCUGCCACAGAAUAUGUUCCUGAUGAAGUACGCAACUGGCUUGCAUCUACAUUUACACGUACUGUACAAAAUGUUGGAAUUGGUGACCAGAAGCCUAGAUUCCGUAGUGUUGCGAAUGCAAUUAGAGCUGGAAUAUUUGUUGAAAGAAUUUAUCGUCGUAUGUCGAGUUGCUCGAAUCUCGUUGUCCCACCGAAUGUACUUCUUUUCCUCAAGACUGGUUUAGACACCUGGAAUUUCGAUGUAUUUGGUUUGAAUGAAGCAAGUGAAAAUCAUGCACUGAAAUUUGUUGCAUUUGAAUUAUUGCAUAAGUAUAACUUUAUCAACAAAUUCCAGAUCAAUUCUACUUGUUUAGAAAGUUUGCUGAUCCAACUUGAAACAGGUUACAGUAAAUACAGUAAUCCAUAUCAUAAUUUGGUGCAUGCAGCUGAUGUGAUGCAAACAUGUCAUAUGGUGAUCUAUAUGAAUGAUCUUAGACAGAAUUGGUUAAACGACCUGGACAUCUUCGCAACAUUAUUUGCUGCUGUAAUACACGAUUACGAGCAUACUGGUACCACUAACAAUUUCCAUAUAGCUACACGUUCUGAAUUAGCUUUAAUCUAUAAUGAUCGUGGUGUAUUGGAGAAUCAUCAUGUCAGUUCAGUUUUCCGUCUUAUGCAAGAAGAAGAAUUCUCUAUCCUAAGUGGAUUAGAUGUUGAUCAAUUCAAAGAAUUCCGUCAACUCGUAAUUGAUAUGGUAUUGUGUACGGAUAUGUCACUUCAUUUCCAACAAAUUAAAAAUAUGAAAAGUAUGAUAUGUAUGCCAGAAAGUAUUGAUAAAACAAAAGCCCUAUCGUUAAUUGUCCACUGUGCGGAUAUAUCACACCCAGCGAAAGAAUGGAAUCUACACGAACAAUGGUCCGAUAUAUUAUGCGAAGAAUUCUUCCGACAAGGUGAUCGAGAACGUGAAUUAAAUCUUCCGAUAUCACCACUUUGUGAUCGUAAUACAGUCAUUGUGCCACAAUCACAGAUCGGUUUCAUUGAUUUCAUUGUUGAACCGAGUUUUCAAGUUCUUGGUGACAUGAUUGAACGCAUAGUUAAUCCACCACAAACUGAAGGAGUCCCACCGACAGAGCCGACCAUUGUAAAGCCUAAAUCUGAUCAAGAAACCGUCUUUGAACAAGUGGUUCCCCGUCCAUGGGUUGAUCAUUUCAAGGAGAAUAAAGAAGCCUGGUCAAAGAAACUCCCACCAAAGAUAUAA
Molecule: messenger RNA, 1836 nt
Organism: Heterobilharzia americana
Lineage: Eukaryota; Metazoa; Platyhelminthes; Trematoda; Strigeidida; Schistosomatidae
Source: the annotation of a GenBank genome assembly